AUGGAGAUUCCUAAUCUUCUUGGCUUUGUAGUGAUUCUGAGGGAAUCCAUUAAUCUUCUCCCCAGAAAUGGGAAGCUCAUGGCCUGCAUAACCUCAAUUUACCUUCUCUUCUACUCGCUCUUCUUCUUGGCCUUCAGUUUCGCCUCCAAAUCCUUAUUCCGGGAUAUGCUAAUCAAGGAAUCCAUUAUCCCCAUCUCAACUCCAAACUCCUCCGAUUUCACAAACGCACUCGAGGGUAUCAGGAAAGAUGCCCUUCUCUCUUUCUUGCUCAACUUCGCCUUCAUAGCCUCUUUCGUCAUUCUCUCUUUCUUUUCCACCAUAGCAACAAUCUUCACCUCCGCUUUUUCUUACUCCGACCAGACCUUAUCCCCCACGGAUAUGCUAUCCCGGAUAAAGAAAUCGUGGAUAAGCCUGUUCAUCACAUGGUUCUACACAACCCUUCUUGUAAUAGGCUACUUCUUCUUUGGCCUAUCCAUGUCCUUCCCUCUAAUGAUGUCUUCCAAUAUCUAUACUAGCAUAGAUAGAGUAAUAUGGUUUGCUAUCUUCGCAUACAUUUUCUACCUUUAUAUAUCCGUAGAUUGGGUUCUGGGCUUAGUUGUUUCAGUGAUAGAAGAGAAUUUGUGUGGACUGGAGGCUCUAGGGAAAGCUGGGAAAAUGGUAAAGGGCAAGAAGUUGCAUGGGUUUUCUAUGAACAUUACGUUUGGUUUAAUGAGUUUGGUUAUAUUCCAAGGUCUUAGGUUAAUUAAGGGAGAAAAGUGGCUGUUUAAUGAAACGGCUUAUAUGUUGGUUAUGGUGAUGUUUUCUGUGUUGUUUAAUGUUUUCCAGUUGGUGGCUUACACUGUGUUGUACUUCCAUUGCAAGAAGAAUAAUGGAGAAGAGGUUGAGCUGCAGGCUGCAAGUGUUGAAUAUGGGAAGCUCCCUUCUCUGCCUUUGAUCAAUGCCACAAACUAA
Messenger RNA from Ipomoea nil (Japanese morning glory), 951 nucleotides. RefSeq lists its product as uncharacterized. NCBI's taxonomy places the organism in Eukaryota, Viridiplantae, Streptophyta, Magnoliopsida, Solanales, Convolvulaceae. Bases 1 to 951 code for a protein of 316 amino acids. The record is from RefSeq and is a predicted model, not a curated record. The transcript has a single exon.